AUGAGGAAGUUGAAGGAACAGGGCUACCAGGACAUGCUUCCCUCUAUUCUUGACUUAGAAAGCCAAGAUUACGGGGUGAUCUCACAUCGUUCUGCUGGCAAUAGACUCGGUUUAAGUAGAAAAUUUGAUGAGACAGACAAUUUACUGAAGCAUGCUGAAGUUUGCGCUGAAACAAAAUGGUGCAAGGAAGUACAUAACCAGUCCACUAUAGAUCCGGGACUCCCAGAGCUGGUCGCAUUCUUGCAAGAUACAAGUGCUUCUGGUGAGCGACAUCCUUCUCACGGAAAGUGUGGGGUGCAAGGUUGUGAACUCGACCAUAAUGCCAUUUCCUGCACACUUGACUCAGAUGUGGACAGCGGGAGCGAAGUGACUAGACAUGCUCUAUGGACGGAGACAUCAUAUGUCGUAAAAUUCAAGGCAAAGCAAGUGCUCCACGAGGAUCAAGUAGAGAUACACAGUCCUGAACAGGUUGCGAUUGAGAAGAAAGUAGAUGUUCAUGUGAAAGACGAGAUUCUGGUUAAGCAUGUUUCGCCUGAAAUGCCGCCGAUACAUGGACAUAUUCCAGGUGAGACAUCAGCGACGCCAAUUUCUGCAGUAUCAUAUAUAGCGGCAGCAAUCAAGCAUGAUGUUCCUCCCAACAUUAACCAAAGACAAGAUUGUCCUGGGAGUUUGGAAUUUGAAAAUGCUUUUGAAGUCGAAAGUAAGCUGAUGCUCGGAAGCGUGAUGUCGGAAACCAGAACAAAAUCAGGUCAGAUACUCAUAAAGAAACAGGUUCGCGGCGACGCCUAUUUCUCUGCAGCUAGUCCAAUCGCAACUCGUCCCACGGAGUCGGAUACAGUACCGUAUUUCCGUACCAUCUCUCUUCGCUCGAAAUCGAAUAGCAGUACAACCAGCUCCAAGUCCUUUUCAUUUCCAUUAUUGCCCUUCGAAUGGAAUGGCAGCCCGAUAAAGAUGGCAAAAGCCGACCGGACGAAAUUGCAGGAGCAGCAGAACAGGCCGUGGUGGACACGUUUCGUCUGCUGCAAACAGAAGUACAUUAGCCAACGUGAUUUGGAUGAUGACAUUGCUCGUAAAAUCGUGAAAUAGUCGUCACAAAUUGCAUUGUUAUUUUUCAUGUAUACAGGGAGAGACUCAACUACAAUCGUAUCAUAUACUUCUGAGAGUAUCGAUGUUGUUGGUCCUGCUUUCGCCAAAAUCCUGUGAUACAAAAAUUUCUAUG
Messenger RNA from Syzygium oleosum, 1219 nucleotides. RefSeq lists its product as uncharacterized. Gene Ontology annotation, biological process: regulation of asymmetric cell division. The record is from RefSeq and is a predicted model, not a curated record. Bases 1 to 1086 code for a protein of 361 amino acids. The transcript has 3 exons. Lineage: Eukaryota; Viridiplantae; Streptophyta; Magnoliopsida; Myrtales; Myrtaceae.